Molecule: messenger RNA, 4406 nt
Organism: Myotis brandtii (Brandt's bat)
Lineage: Eukaryota; Metazoa; Chordata; Mammalia; Chiroptera; Vespertilionidae
Gene: JAG1
Product: jagged 1
Exons: 25
Coding region: 116-3649 (1177 amino acids)
Biological process (GO): Notch signaling pathway; cell communication; multicellular organism development
Cellular component (GO): membrane
Molecular function (GO): Notch binding; calcium ion binding
Source: RefSeq, a predicted model, not a curated record
GGGAGGGAGCCGCCACUUCCACCCUCGAAGAAAACAACUUUUCCCCGUGCUGACCUCCCUUCCUCGCCGGCAGGUGUGCGGGGCCUCCGGCCAGUUCGAGUUGGAGAUCCUGUCCAUGCAGAACGUGAACGGGGAGCUGCAGAACGGGAACUGCUGUGGCGGUGCCCGGAGCCCGGGGGACCGCAAGUGCGCCCGCGACGAGUGUGACACGUACUUCAAAGUGUGCCUCAAGGAGUACCAGUCCCGCGUCACGGCCGAGGGGCCCUGCAGCUUCGGCUCGGGGUCCACUCCUGUCAUCGGGGGCAACACCUUCAACCUCAAGACCAGCCGCGGCAAUGAACGUAACCGUAUCGUUCUGCCUUUCAGUUUCGCCUGGCCGAGGUCCUACACUUUACUCGUGGAGGCGUGGGAUUCCAGUAACGACACUCUCCAACCGGACAGCAUCAUUGAAAAGGCUUCUCACUCGGGCAUGAUCAACCCCAGCCGGCAGUGGCAGACCCUAAAGCAGAACACGGGGGUGGCCCACUUUGAGUAUCAGAUCCGCGUCACCUGCGAUGACUAUUACUAUGGCUUCGGCUGCAAUAAGUUCUGCCGACCCCGAGAUGACUUCUUUGGGCAUUAUGCUUGUGACCAGAAUGGCAACAAAACUUGCAUGGAAGGCUGGAUGGGCCCCGAAUGUAACAGAGCAAUUUGCCGACAGGGCUGUAGUCCCAAGCACGGGUCUUGCAAACUCCCAGGUGACUGCAGGUGCCAGUAUGGCUGGCAGGGCCUGUACUGUGACAAAUGCAUCCCGCACCCGGGGUGCGUCCACGGCACCUGCAACGAGCCCUGGCAGUGCCUCUGUGAGACCAACUGGGGCGGACAGCUCUGCGACAAAGAUCUCAAUUACUGCGGGACUCACCAGCCGUGUCUCAAUCGGGGAACGUGUAGCAACACGGGUCCUGACAAGUACCAGUGUUCCUGCCCUGAGGGCUAUUCAGGACCCAACUGUGAGAUUGCGGAGCACGCCUGCCUCUCUGAUCCCUGCCACAACAGGGGCAGUUGCAAGGAGACCUCCCUGGGGUUUGAGUGUGAGUGUUCUCCGGGCUGGACCGGCCCCACGUGCUCCACAAACAUUGAUGACUGUUCUCCAAAUAACUGUUCCCAUGGGGGCACCUGCCUGGACUUGGUUAAUGGAUUUAAGUGUGUGUGCCCACCCCAGUGGACUGGCAAAACGUGCCAGUUAGAUGCAAAUGAGUGUGAGGCCAAACCCUGUGUCAAUGCCAAAUCCUGUAAGAAUCUGAUUGCCAGCUACUACUGUGACUGCCUCCCAGGAUGGAUGGGCCAGAACUGUGAGAUCAAUAUUAAUGACUGCCUUGGCCAGUGUCAGAAUGACGCCACCUGUCGGGAUUUGGUUAAUGGUUAUCGCUGUAUCUGUCCACCUGGCUAUGCAGGCGACCACUGUGAGAGAGACAUCGAUGAAUGUGCCAGCAACCCCUGUUUGAAUGGGGGUCACUGUCAGAAUGAAAUCAACAGAUUCCAGUGUCUGUGUCCCACUGGUUUCUCUGGAAACCUCUGUCAGCUGGACAUAGAUUAUUGCGAGCCCAACCCCUGCCAGAAUGGUGCCCAGUGCUACAACCGUGCCAGCGACUAUUUCUGCAAGUGUACCGAGGACUACGAAGGCAAGAACUGCUCCCACCUUAAAGACCACUGCCGCACGACCCCCUGUGAAGUGAUUGACAGCUGCACGGUGGCCAUGGCCUCCAACGACACGCCUGAAGGGGUGCGGUAUAUUUCCUCCAACGUCUGUGGUCCCCAUGGGAAGUGCAAGAGUCAGUCGGGAGGAAAAUUCACGUGUGACUGUAACAAAGGUUUCACCGGGACGUACUGCCACGAAAAUAUUAACGACUGUGAGAGCAACCCCUGCAAAAACGGAGGCACCUGCAUCGACGGUGUCAACUCCUACAAGUGCAUCUGCAGUGACGGCUGGGAGGGGGCCUACUGUGAAGCCAACAUUAACGACUGCAGCCAGAACCCCUGCCACAACGGGGGCUCCUGUCGAGACCUGGUCAACGACUUUUACUGUGACUGUAAAAACGGGUGGAAAGGAAAGACCUGCCACUCCCGCGACAGCCAGUGUGACGAGGCCACGUGCAACAAUGGUGGCACCUGCUAUGAUGAAGGGGAUGCUUUCAAGUGCAUGUGUCCGGGAGGCUGGGAAGGAACGACCUGUAACAUAGCCCGAAAUAGUAGCUGCCUGCCGAGCCCCUGCCACAACGGGGGCACCUGUGUGGUCAACGGCGAGUCCUUCACGUGUGUCUGCAAAGAAGGCUGGGAGGGGCCCAUCUGCACUCAGAAUACCAAUGACUGCAGCCCUCAUCCCUGUUACAACAGUGGCACGUGCGUGGACGGAGACAACUGGUACCGGUGCGAGUGCGCCCCUGGUUUUGCCGGGCCUGACUGCAGAAUAAACAUUAAUGAAUGUCAGUCUUCACCCUGUGCCUUCGGGGCAACCUGUGUGGAUGAAAUCAACGGCUACCGGUGUGUCUGCCCUCCAGGGCACAGUGGCGCCAAGUGCCAGGAAGUUUCAGGGAGACCUUGCAUCACCAUGGGGGGCGUGAUACCCGAUGGGGCCAAGUGGGAUGAUGACUGCAAUACCUGCCAGUGCCUGAACGGAAGGAUCGCCUGCUCUAAGGUCUGGUGUGGCCCUCGACCUUGCCUGCUCCACAAAGGGCACAGCGAGUGCCCCAGCGGGCAGAGCUGCCUCCCCAUCCUGGACGACCAGUGUUUCGUCCGCCCCUGCACGGGCGUGGGCGAGUGUCACUCCUCCAGCCUCCAGCCUGUGAAGACCAAAUGCGCGUCUGACCCCUAUUACCAGGAGAACUGCGCAAACAUCACCUUCACCUUCAACAAAGAGAUGAUGUCCCCGGGUCUUACCACGGAGCACAUUUGCAGUGAGUUGAGGAAUUUGAAUAUUUUGAAGAAUGUGUCCGCUGAAUAUUCAAUCUACAUAGCUUGUGAGCCUUCCCCUUCGGCGAAUAAUGAAAUACAUGUGGCCAUUUCUGCUGAAGACAUACGGGAUGAUGGGAACCCUAUCAAGGAAAUCACUGACAAGAUUAUAGACCUCGUUAGUAAACGUGACGGGAACAGCUCACUCAUUGCUGCCGUGGCGGAAGUGCGAGUUCAGAGGCGGCCCCUGAAGAACAGAACGGAUUUCCUGGUCCCUCUGCUGAGCUCGGUCCUGACCGUGGCUUGGAUCUGUUGCCUGGUGACGGCCUUCUACUGGUGUGUGCGGAAGCGGCGGAAGCCCAGCAGUCACGCCCGCUCGGCCUCGGAGGACAACACCACCAACAACGUCCGGGAGCAGCUGAACCAGAUCAAAAACCCCAUCGAGAAGCUCGGGGCCAACACAGUCCCCAUCAAGGACUACGAGAACAAGAACUCCAAAAUGUCCAAAAUAAGGACACACAACUCGGAGGUGGAGGAGGACGACAUGGACAAGCACCAGCAGAAGGCCCGGUUCGCCAAGCAGCCGGCGUACACGCUGGUAGACAGAGAGGAGAAGCCCCCCAACGGCACGCCCGCCAAACACCCGAACUGGACAAACAAACAGGACAACAGAGACCUGGAGAGCGCCCAGAGCCUAAACCGCAUGGAGUACAUCGUAUAGCAGACGGCGGGCGCCACUCCACCGCUAGGUAGAGUCCGAGGGCACGCGGGGCUGUAGUUCUCUAACUGUCUAGUCCAGGCUGAGGCUGUUGAUGACUUAGAAUCCCUGUGUUAAUUUAAGUUUUGACAAGCUGGCUUACACUGGCAAUGGUAGUUUCUGUGGUUGCCUGGGAGAUCGAGGGCUGCAUCUCACAGCUAUGCAAAAUCCAGGCCCAAGUGCCCUGGGGCACGGUUCCUGCAGCCUACAGGUCUGGGACCAGCGCCCAGGAGAAGGCCUGGCCCCUAGGCCUCGAGCUGCCACUUCUGCCAGAUGUCCCGAUGGUGAUGCAGUCUUAGGAGCAUAGUUUUAUUUAUAUUUAUUGACUCUUGAGUUGUUUUUGUAUAUUGGUUUUAUUAUGACGUACAAGUAGUUCUGUAUUUGAAAAGUGCCUUUGCAGCUCAGAACCACAGCAACUAUCACAAAUGAGUUUAUUAUUUAUUUUUUUUAUUGUAUUUUGUUGUUGUUGGGGGCGGCGGGGAGGGGGGGGACUUUGAUGUCAGCAGUUGCUGGGUAAAAUGAAGAAUUUAAAGAGGAAAAAUGUGUCAAAAGUAGAAUUUUUUUGUAUAGUUAUGUAAAUAAUUCUUUUUUUAUUAAUCACUGUGUAUAUUUGAUUUAUUAACUUAAUAAUCAAGAGCCUUAAAACAUCAUUCCUUUUUAUUUAUAUGUAUGUGUUUAGAACUGAAGGUUUUUGAUAGCAUUGUAAGUGUAUGGCUUUAUU